UUAACGUUACAACGGAACGGAAUAUAACUGAAAGCGAAAACUUCUAAAAUCAAUCAUAGUGUCUGUAGAGUGAAAUUGUGAUGAAAGUUUAAAAUAUUACGCAAAAGAAAAGCGCUCAUACCAAAUUGUUUGCAAAAAUAUUGCCAGUUACACAAGCAAGGAAUAACAGUGAAAAAAAUCCAAAUAAGGAUAAGCAUGAUAUAUGAAUCGAAGAAGAGGAUUUUCUUUAACGAAUGAAACCAUGUGAAUAAAAGAAAAAAUUAAACCAUUUUUAUAAUAAAGAGAUUUAAAAUCAGAAAAACACCCUAGCUUAAUAAAAGCCCCAAUGUCUCUGAUAAUUCUUAAUGGGCCAUAAUGCAAUAAUCCACUGCCUUUGGCCUUAGAAAGUAUACCAAGCAGAAAAUACAAAGUGCAAUUUGGCUAAAGCUAAAAAUUACCAAAUGUUGUGAACGUAAAGCGUGAUCCCAUAUAAAGUAAAAAAGUUUGUUUGGUCUCAUGCCAAGUUUUAUAAGCAGUGGCGGCAGACCAAGUUUCCAACAAAGGCCUAAGAUAACACCAAAAAGGCAAACAACAAAGAGUGCAACUAAAAGUGAAGCUCUUAAACAAGAAAAAGUUUCAAACAAAAAUAAACCUCUUUUCUGUGGAUAGAGUAAAGCUCUAAAUUUGAUCUAGGAAGAAAUAUGACAUGCAGUAGGCAUGUUGUAGGCAGUGCUAGAGCAUAACAACAACAACAUAUACUAAGCUAUAGGAAUGCACGUUAACUAAUGGGGUCAAAAGUUCUCAACAAGACCAACAAGAUGGAAUCAUGGCAAACCAACUAAACGAAAUUCGACGCCUCCUAUUCUACAUCCUGCUGGCUGGAAUAUAACAAACUUUCGUUUUACUACGAUACAACGUACGAGUACAUUGCCUAUACCCAUUUCAACAAUAGUGCCAGCUUCACUCUAUAAGAAGAAGAAUUUUUGGCGGUCUGCGUUAAAACCCCCUUGCUGGUGUGUUGCCAACGAGUCAUGCGAAAAAGAGAAAGAAACUUUUAACCCAACAGUCGAUAAUAUGGAGGUCAUAUCCUCACAACUGUAUCACAAUGUCGGUCUCCGUGGGAUCACCGAAAAACCAAAUGUACUUUUUGCUUUAAUACCCGUACGCUGAUGCUGCCAUAGCAGGUUUUAAAAUAAACAAAAUUUAAGGCAAAGAGAGGCGCUAUGAAGGAUACCAAAAGACUGAUACAAAGUUUGGGCGAAAUGAUUUUUCUGCUGAUAAUUGUCCUGAGUGACCUAAUAAGCGGUGAUGUAACAGAACCCUUCAACGCAUUUAAAAUUUACGAAGAGACCAUAGCCAAGACAACCAUGCCGACCUAUACUCAUCCGCCUUGGAUAGAACCAUACUUUGGUCCGACCACUCCACGGAAUGUCACUGCCUUAAUGGGCAAAAGUGCAUACUUGAGCUGUCGUGUACGAAAUUUGGCAAAUAAAACGGUUUCCUGGAUAAGGCAUCGCGAUAUGCACAUCCUGACUGUUGGCACUUACACCUAUACAUCGGAUUUGCGUUUUCAGGCCAUACACCACAAUGACACUGAGGAUUGGACAUUGCAGAUAAAAUGGACACAGAAACGUGAUGCGGGCAUGUUUGAGUGUCAAAUAUCCACUCAGCCAGUGCGAAGUUAUUUUGUGAAUCUCAACGUUGUGGUUCCAACGGCAACAAUACAAGGCGGCUCAGAUUUUCAUGUUGACAAGGGAAGCACAAUUAACCUUACUUGUACAGUAAAGUUUAGUCUGGAACCACCGGAAUAUAUUUUUUGGUAUCAUCACGAAGAGGUUAUCAAUUAUGACUCAACAAGGGGCGGUGUAUCAGUCAUAACGGAGAAAGGCGAUGUCACCACAUCAUAUCUGCUUGUUCAAAAUGCAGAUUUGGCUGAUUCUGGGAAGUAUUCUUGUGCACCCUCUAAUGCUGAUUUGGCAAGUGUUCGCGUUCAUGUUCUUAGUGGUGAACAUCCGGAGGCCAUGCAGACAGGUUCUUCCGGUUGCCAAUACUCAUGGCUGACAAUAGUCCUGCUGAUAACUCACGUAUUUUUCUACAAGCAGCAAUCAAUGACAUGGAAUCCAUCAACAAGGACAAAAGCCUCCAACGCCACAACGUACAAAACUCCAUUAGCAAAACGCAACACCAUGCCCAGGGCCACCCCCAACACGUUUAAGACCAUUUGCCCACCCAACCAAGCCGAAAGGACACAUGAAUCAUGCUUUUCACACGAAGAUUUACGUAAUUUUAAAAAUCAAUAUGGCUUACCUGGCCAAAGGACAUUCUGCUGACACCGUACCAAUCAUUAGCAUCACGUCCAACAACUGCAGCAGUAGCGGGCCAUCUGGGUGUGUCCGAGUCAAAAGUCUAUAAAAAAUAUUUAGAGAUUGAAAAAUAUUUGAAUUUUAUUGGUACUUAAGUGAAAGAUACAAAUUAAGUAGACACGUUUUAUAAUCAUAUUUGUAAAGAUAAGAGAGAACAUUUUGUGUAAUAACUCCAAAGAAAUGCAAAUAUCGGAGAGAAAGAGAAACCCAAUAUUUGAUGAUUAUAACACAAAUUCAAUUUCUGAACAGCAAAUAAGUAUUACCGAUCUAAGGAGCUAUAAAAGGAGCAUUUCCUUAAACGAAAGUGAUUCCAUUUUCUGUAAGAGUUUCUCAAAACCAACGAAUAUUUCGUUAAUACGAGUAAUGCCACUCAAAAGACAUAGCUAUUUAUGUGUGCAUUAAGAAAAAAAAUCUCAAAAUCUACUUAAAUUUUGUAAUGUCUUUAAAUUAAAAUAUUCAUUAUAUCCAAAAGCAUAGGAUGAAGGGUAUAUACCUUAGAAUGAUGACUUUUUCAUUUUUUCUCAACAAGUAAAAAGGCGUUAAGUUCGGCCGGGCCGAACUUUGGAUACCCACCACCUCGGUUAUAUAUGUAAACCCCCUUUUGCCAAAAUCCGGCGAAGCAUGCAUACCUUAUGCCUCAUAGCCGCUAUAUCGAAAUAUGUUCCGAUUUGGAUCAAAUACUAAUGAGUACAAGUCAGUAUUCAAGUGUGUAUAACAAAAUAUUGGUCUUUUUAGUAGCUAUAUCUAAAAAUAAACCGAUCUGAACCAUAUAUGUCACGGAUGUCUAACAUAAGUCAAUGUGUCGAAUUGCAGUCGGACUUUACGCUUUUUAUGGGGCCAAGGCAUUAAAUCGAGAUAUUGGUCUAAAUGGUAGCUAUAUCCGAAUGUAGACCGAUUUGGGCCAAGUUGCAGAAAACUAUCGAAGAGCCUAAUAAAACUCACUGUAACAAAUUUCGGCGACAUCCGAUUUCGCUAAAAUUUGGGUCAGCGAUUUGAGUUAGGCUUUUCGACAUCCUUGUCUCAUAUGGUUCAGAUCGGUCUUUAUUUGGAUACUAACUGGACAGGGCCCUCUCCGCUGCGCCUUCUUUCACUCUCAUAAUUUAUCUGAGCCCUAUACGGUCAGGUCAGGAAAUAAGUCCUGUUUGGAGGUGUCAGUACGGUCUUUCAGUUAUUUCGCCCCAAUGUGGAUAUUAUGCUCUUCUCCCAAAUACCUUUCAUUGGAGCCUUAUAUUGCUAUGGUCGGUAAAUAUGUCCGGUAUGGUGGUGUUUUUGGAGGGUGAGGCAGAUCCCCAUAUAUCAGAUUCGUGCUCUGGUCUCAAAUACCUUUCAUUUGAGUCCCAUAUUGUCAUUAUAUUCCAAAACCACCAGCCAAAUGCUUGUGGUUUUGAAGGUGGGGCGGCCCCCUAGAUAUCCCACUCAUCUCCGAGAUCUGGUCUUUUUGGAAAUGGGGUAAGGGGAGGGUUCGCCCAUUCAAGUUUGGAUGUUAGAUCAACAUCAUUCCCUUGGAUUUGGUGGUGGAUUGGAGUAGCCAAACUCUUUGCCCCGAAAGUGGAUAUCAGAUUCAUACUCCACUCCCAAAAACCACAUUGGAGCUACAUAUUGCUAUAGUCGGUACAUAUGUGUGGUUUAGGGGAAGUUUAUGAGGUGAGUCGUCCCUGAAACACUUGGCCAUGAAACAGAUAGAGAUUUGAGCCCCUUUUUGCUAUAAUCCACAAAU
Stomoxys calcitrans (stable fly) is the source of this 4059-nucleotide messenger RNA. RefSeq names its product hemicentin-1. Gene Ontology annotation, biological process: synapse organization. The transcript has 8 exons. Lineage: Eukaryota; Metazoa; Arthropoda; Insecta; Diptera; Muscidae. The record is from RefSeq and is a predicted model, not a curated record. Gene Ontology annotation, cellular component: neuron projection membrane. Bases 1203 to 2309 code for a protein of 368 amino acids.